AUGAAGGCAUUAACUGAGAUGAUCAGCAAUGCGGCGCCUGGUCGACGCGAGUCGUCGCCGUCGGCCAACGACACCGGCCAGGCGCAACAACAGGAUGCUCAGAAACAAGGUCGGAAGAGGCCUGCCGAAGGCGGAAGGGGAGACGGGGUCGAUUCAGCAAGUACUAAGCAGAGCAAGGGGGGAGAUGGGAGCCACGGCGUUGGCGCGGUGGGUCCUGGCGGCUCGCGGACUCAAGGUCAGAGCGUGGUCGACCAGCUCAAGAAAAAAGGGGCAGAGGUGAUAAGGUUGCACCGCAAGGGCGAUGGGAUCUGCAGUGCAGAUGGGGGCCCUGCCGAUGGGGUUGCCGCUCCAAACGCUGUACCAACAGCCCCGCCCUUGGUCCCCGACCAGGAGACCCCCACACCUCACGCGGCGGGAGAUGGCGGCGCCAGAGCCGUCAAGGGUCCGUCAGUUGGGGUGGCGGGGACGACGUCGACUCCCCUUGACCCCCCUGGGGCCAGCAGGGGGCCGGUCGGCCACUCGGCCGACAACAAAGUUAGGCCGGAGAUUGCGCUGACUCCUGCUCCAGCAGUCCGGACUGCCGCCACGGGCGACGCGAAGGACGCUGCGGCUAACCGCGAUGCUUCGGCCACCAGAAAGCCGGAUGCGCUCAGGGAACUGCUCCACCGCAUGGACACCCAUCGCAAGGACGUGCAACAGCCUCUCUCGGUUGAUGCUGCCCCUCUCGAAACAGCGCAUCUCUCGGUUGCUCCGCAAGUCGCCGCCGCUGUGUCCAACGCCCCACCUACCGCGCCUCAGGUCGCCGCCCGUCCUCCCGCGGACCCAAAGUCCGCAUUGCUUCGCGCCCGGUUAGGCGCACGUAGUGCGGCUGCACCAACACGUACUCGGCUGGCAGCCGGCUCAGGCGCAAAGCAGACGUCGGCAGGCGUGGCUGAUCCCAUACCCGGUGCAGCUGUUGUCGAUGCGGCGGCGGAGAAGGGCGUGAGUGCAGCCCUAGCCACCGGUGGCGGAGGCGACACGGCGCAUGUGGGGACCGCGGCGUGUCCCCCUGGUGGUUCAGCGGUGCCAAAGACGUCCAGUGGGACUAUCGGUGACGGAAAGGCGAAGCGGAAUGGGAAGGCCGACACAGGGACAGGGAGGGCGAGCUCGCAGAGGAUCACACGGGCGAACUCAGCUGCGGAGCAGAAUCAGGAAGAGAAGUCGGUCGGCAAGGGUACGUCGGCGAAGAAAGGGAAGGAGAAGGCCGCGGUCGGCGAGGGUAGGCCGGUGAAAAAGGGGAAGGAGAAGGAGAAGAAGAAGGAGCAGGCGGAGAAGGAGGCGGAGGAGAAGGAGAAGGGUCAGAAGGGUCAUGGCAUGGGCGACGGGUUAGGGUCGGUGGGCGAGAUUAAAGUGUUCAAUCACAAUCGGUACAUCGGCAAGUCACGCGUCAAGAUGGAACUGGCGUACCUGCACUCGAUUGCGUUCAUGGUCUAUGACGGUUACGUCAGCAAGGUCCUCAUGGACGAACUCACCGGCUUGAAGGACGCCGAGAUGGAGGAUUGGAGGAGGGUGUGGGAGGAGGUCAGGAUCCUGCCGACAGGGAUGUGGACGGUGAUAUGGGCACGGGGCGCGUACCUUCCACGAAAACGCGUCGUGGAGAAGACUGAGCUGGUGGCACAGGCAUGGGCGGCAUCGGCUUCUGCCUUGUGGUGCUUAGUCGAGAACGAUGACGCCUUCGUGGACGAUGCUGUGAGAGAGGGGAAGGCGGCGGCGAUGGUGGUCGGUGCAAGCGAGACGACCGCAGACGUCUUCAAAAAAAUCAUGAAGGCGGUGAUUCCGGCCGAGAUCGAGAGGGAGCAACCCCUCGGGGAGGUUGCGCACAACGUCGCGCCGGCGCUGCAGAGUGCCGCUCUGCAAAAGCUAUAUCCGGGGAGGGAUGCAGAAGUUGAAGCCGUCGUGGUCGCUAGAGCGAUGGUGGAGACCAUGGCAUUUUGGGGAAUGUGCCCCGUCGCCGGGCCGAAACUCGAGGAGGUCGGCAUCGUUGUGCCUUGUGACGCGCAGAUGGAGCAAGAUUUUAAAGAGAGGGGAAAGAAGGGGCAGAGGAGAAAGAAGGGGCAGAGGGGCAAGCAAGGCAAGGACAGCACGGAGAAGACGAAGGGGAAGAAGGGCAGGAAGGGCAAGGACAACACGGAUGCGUAG
Closterium sp. NIES-65 is the source of this 2178-nucleotide messenger RNA. The record is from the annotation of a GenBank genome assembly. Lineage: Eukaryota; Viridiplantae; Streptophyta; Zygnematophyceae; Desmidiales; Closteriaceae.